AAACCACAAUCGAUGCAACCCUAAAAUUUUAAGCAAAUUAUUCGCCUCGUCUCCUCGCAAACCUCUCAUCUGCUCGCCGUUUCCCUCUCUUCUUUGCGACGGCGAAAAUGGUGGAGAACGGCGUCGAGCAGCCCCUGUUACAGGGCGGCGGCCCUCCUAAUAACGCCGGGCACGCAAAGCCGCCUCCGGGAGCUAGGCCGCCAAGGAGGUUCCGACGCUGCAGGACGGCGCCUUCCACCGACGCGGCGCAAGAAUCUCCCCCGCGGAGCCAGCAGGAGCCGAGCCUGCAGCGCGGCACCACCCAGCUGGCGCCGCCCAAGGAGCUUCUGCGGGGCGCGCGGCCGAGCUUCAGGCUCGUCGGCGUCCUGCUGCUGGCGUACCUCCUGGCCGGGACCGUAGCGUUCUACCUCGCCAUGGACCACAUGUCCGGCGACCGCACCGGGAGCCGCGUGGUGGACGCGCUCUACUUCUCCGUGGUCACCAUGACGACCGUCGGGUACGGCGACCUCGUCCCGUCCAGCGACGCCGCCAAGCUGCUCGCCUGCGCCUUCGCCUUCGCCGGCGUGGCCCUCGUCGGCACCUUCCUCAGCAAGGCCGCCGACUACCUCGUUGAGAAGCAGGAGGCGCUGCUCUUCCGCGCGCUCCACGCCCGCAACCGCAAGGCGCUGCGCGUCGUGGAGGCAAACAAGGUCCGCUACAAGCUGUACACCGCCGCGGCGCUCCUGGCUGCGGCGCUCGCCUCCGGCACAGCGUUCAUGGUCGAGGUGGAAGGGAUGCGCCCCGUGGACGCCUUCUACUGCGUGUGCGCCACGGUGACCACGCUCGGGUACGGCGACCAGAGCUUCUCGUCCGUGGCCGGGCGCGCGUUCGCGACGGCCUGGAUCACCACGAGCACGGUCGUGGUGGCACUCUUCUUCCUGUACGCUGCGGAGCUGGGCGCGGAGCGGCGCCAGCGGGCGCUGGCGCGGUGGGUGCUCAGGCGCCGAACCACCUGCACGGACCUCGAGGCGGCGGACAUGGACGGGGACCACCGGGUCGGUGCCGCGGACUUUGUGCUGUACAAGCUCAAGGAGCUGGGGAAGAUUAGCCAGGAAGAGAUCGCGGAGUUCUUGGAGGAGUUCGACGAGCUCGACGCCGACAACUCCGGCACCCUCUCUCCGCACGACCUCAUCGUGGCACAGCCCGGUUAGCGCGGCAAUCACUGGCAGCCAGCAAGGCAGUAGGCAGGUGGAGUGAGCCAGCGUGCAGCGUCUAGACUAUUCCUGACCAGCGUGCCAAAGACGUACAGUAUAGAGUUGUGUUGGUAACUUUGGAGCUGGGAGCCUGGGAGUGGGACACGCUGAAAGCUGCCUGUACUGCCAAUUCUGUAGCCCAGUAUUGUUUUCAAUAUUCUUU
This is a messenger RNA of Zea mays, 1395 nucleotides long. RefSeq names its product calcium-activated outward-rectifying potassium channel 1. Gene Ontology annotation, biological process: potassium ion transmembrane transport; stabilization of membrane potential. The record is from RefSeq and is marked validated. Lineage: Eukaryota; Viridiplantae; Streptophyta; Magnoliopsida; Poales; Poaceae. Gene Ontology annotation, cellular component: plant-type vacuole membrane; plasma membrane. Gene Ontology annotation, molecular function: potassium ion leak channel activity; outward rectifier potassium channel activity.